Molecule: messenger RNA, 1695 nt
Organism: Beta vulgaris subsp. vulgaris (sugar beet)
Lineage: Eukaryota; Viridiplantae; Streptophyta; Magnoliopsida; Caryophyllales; Amaranthaceae
Product: UPF0481 protein At3g47200
Exons: 2
Coding region: 274-1257 (327 amino acids)
Source: RefSeq, a predicted model, not a curated record
ACAUGCUCUUAAGCAUUAAUAUUCACCAAUCACCAGUCAUCACUUUCUAUAAGUUUCAUAGUUUAUCCUCGUGACUUCAUCUCUUCCCGUGUGAGACGCCGAAGAGAACCACACCCUUAUUUUCUUUUGUAAAAUUUCCUUGGUUUUUCUUUCCUUGCAAAAAUUUUGUGACAUUACACUAAUAAUUUGCUUGUUGGAUUCUGAAUUUGCAAGCAUAUUCAUCAGCAAGAGACUAUUUCUAGGCUCAUUUGCUGUAUAUUCCAACAGUUGACAAUGGCAGCGCGAACCAAGAGUGCCGAAUCAAUAAAAGACAAGCUUAGUAGUUUGCCUGCUAACUCUACUGAUCAUCGUAUAUACAAAGUACCUGAACACUUUCGCAAGGUAAAAAGAGAAUGUUAUACGCCUUUUGUUGUUUCAAUUGGUCCUAUUUGCUACGAAGAGUUCUUAAAAUCAUCACAAGAACUAAAAUUAAGGCAUCUCGAAUGCUUUAUGGAACUUGCUCGGAUAUAUAACGACCCAGCUUACAACUUAGGGAAACUUCAAGGGUUUGUGGAAAGGUGGGAGUGCAAAGCUCGUUCGUUCUAUGCAGAUAAAAUAAGUCUUGGGAGAGAUGACUUCCUCGAGAUGCUAAUGGUGGAUGCUGCAUUCAUCAUCUGCUAUAUUGUGUUGCGAACUGUUAAAACAUCUCUACCCAUAAAUCCUAUGAAAAAUAUGAUGGCAUGGGAGGAGAGGGUGCAACAAGAUUUGUUUCUUGCAGACAAUCAACUCCCUUUUUUAUUUGUUCAUGAAUUAUAUCACGCGGCACUUGGUAGACUUGCUGAUGAAAAUCCCUUCAAAGAACUUGUUCGUAUGUUUAUAGGUCAAACUAAUAUUCCUGGAAGAGCAGCUGCAACUAGUACUGAAGGUAGGUUGAAAGUAAGGGAUGGAUCAGAUGUUAAGGAUUUGGUCGAUUUUUUGCGAAUUUGUUGCUUACCUCUCAAUCGUAGUCAUUACAAAAACCUCAUAAACAAAUAUGAGAGACCUUGGUGCCUACGACCUCCAAGCGCCAAAGAGUUGAAGGACGCAGGAGUAAAUUUUUUAGCAACACAUCCGAAGGAUUUACUAGAUAUCAAAUACACCGGCGAGGUGUUACAGAUUCCGGAAUUAUCAAUUCAAGACAACACAGAAGCUAUUCUUCGCAGCCUCAUAUUUUCCGAACAAUGCCACCACUAUGAAGAUUCAUGUUUUAUUGAUUAUGUAUUUUCCUCGAUGCAUUGAUCGACACUCCAGAAGAUGUACAAGUACUAGUUCAAAAUAAAAUCAUUGAUUCUUGUCUUGGUAGUGAUGACGAGAUUGCGACUAUCAUAAAUCGAUUCACUACAGGUAGUAUGUUAUAUGCUCCUAAUUUCAGCUAUUCUGAAAUUUGUCGAGAUUUGCAUGCGCACGUUACCAGCAGGAGGAAUAGAUGGCGGGCUAUAUUGAUGAGAGAUUACUUCAAUCAUCCAUGGUCAAUCAUCUCUGUGGUGUACUUGGCGUUUCUUCUUAUUCUCACUGUUUUGCAGGUUUAUAGUGGUUUUAAAGGAUAACUAUUAUAGUGUUUAUGUAGAUGGAAGUAACUACUAGUUGUUACUUGCUGAGGUCUUUACAUUCUUACUCCUUCAUAGUUAUGAAUUAUGUAUAAUGUUUAGAGAAAAUCUCAUUCAAUUUAUAUAUCCA